Messenger RNA from Mixia osmundae IAM 14324, 5163 nucleotides. RefSeq lists its product as uncharacterized. Gene Ontology annotation, molecular function: nucleic acid binding; hydrolase activity; ATP binding. Lineage: Eukaryota; Fungi; Basidiomycota; Mixiomycetes; Mixiales; Mixiaceae. Gene Ontology annotation, biological process: RNA catabolic process; maturation of 5.8S rRNA. Bases 1 to 5163 code for a protein of 1720 amino acids. The record is from RefSeq and is a predicted model, not a curated record. The transcript is spliced from 7 exons. Gene Ontology annotation, cellular component: nucleus.
AUGGUCGGCCGGCCGCUGUUCACGCUAACAGGGAGCGAGAAUGUACGAACACGGCCGAGCAGUCCAGCCUUUGUCGAAGCGAGAAUCGGCCUGCUCUCGCCCAAUGCCUCUCCAAAUCUGGGCAGCAACGGCGGGUGGUCUACUCUGCCGGCCAGGGAGGACGACAGGCCUCGUCCACAUCGACGCUCGACAUCGUCCAAUGCGAAUGCUCACUAUAGAUUCCUGUCCGGCAGUCAGCUAGAAGACAGCCCCGUCAAAUCGAGACCGUCUACCCCGCUCUCUUAUUAUGUACCCCAGACGAAGUCUCGAUGGCAGUUCCAUCUGCCGCGAAGGAGACGGCUCAUCUUGAUCGCAACGCUUUCUUCGCUCCUCAUCACACUCUUUGUGCUGCUCGUCUUUCGAGACUUUGUCACCUUCUUGCGCUUCAAGACGAUCAAUCAUUUGUACGACGAGCGAUGGAUCACCUCCUGCCGAUUGCGCAAAGCUCCUGCGCUCUUCACUGUCGGUCCGGACGAAGCUUCUCUGGUCUGGGAGACCAAUUGCGACAUGGACAAGCGGAGAUCAGAAACGAUGAAGCUCCGUUGGGCGACUGUACACUCGGACGGCACGCGCGCUGCUUGGCUCGAAUCAGUCCAACACGCAGCCGUGAAACGUACCAUACUUGACGAGACUCACUUUGUCUACUCUGCGAGACUCUUGGAACUCACGCCCGGCUCAUUCGCGUACGAAAUCUAUUCAGAGGGCUCGAGCAAGUCACCGCGCAUAUGGGCGCGUCAUUCAUUCGCUUGGCUCACCGCCGAUGCGCUCGUCCCACUGCCAACAAAGCUGCCUCCCAUCCUCAUUGCCGCAGUGGGAGACAAUCAAUUCAAUGUAAAGGUCUUCACACGGAUCAUGCGCAAGAUUGGCACACUCGCCAAUCGGCACUGGCCAAUCACUAUGCCCACUCUACCCACGACAAACGCGAUGCCACAGCUACUUCUCCACGUCGGAGAUGCAGUACAGGAGAUUGACAAUCUCCAGCAGUGGCAGACGGACUUUUAUGAUGCGCUCAACCAUCACCACCGAUUGAGCAGCCAAGUACCGAUGAUAUACGCACGAGGCAAUCAUGACUUUGACGAUACACUUGCAUAUACCUACUCGGGCGGCUUACCCACCUUGACGCUGGCCGACGGCAUUCAGACAUCUGCUCGGCUUGGCACUUGGCAAGCAUUCAGCCUCGGCCGAACGCGGUGGAUCAUUCUCGAUUCCAAUUUUGACCAAGGUGCCAAUGACGAGCAAGAGCGAUGGAUCAGGGACGAAGUCAAGAGAGACGCGUGGACAAAGGCGAGCUUCAGGAUCGUCGUCGUCCAUAUUCCGCCUUUUCUCGAAUACUGGGAUCAGCAUGCCUGGACAGAGCUAGACGAGCGCGACUGGGGUGAGCAUGUCAGGCAUCGAUUGAUGCCGCAUUUCCAGGGCCCAACAGUCGCCCAUCCUGCCUCGCUCGUCAUUUCUGGCCACUCGCACGCUUAUGCACGAGGGACACUGUCCGACGAUCGCGCGUCGUCCAUGUUUGCGCUCUCAUACUCGAAUGCCACACGAUCGCAUGAUGCCACUCAGCAGCAUGGCACGACGUACACGAUCAUCGGUGGAGCAGGCGGCACGCUGGACGAGGAUCGCGUUGAAGAUUGGCACUUCUUCGAUAGCAGCAUUGCAGGCCAGCAUCACUUUGUCUCACUCGCACUCGAACACGGCACAGAGGAGGCACUGCCCAAGCACGCACACUCGGUAGCAUCAGUCCAGCUACCGUCGACCUGUUCUCACACUCAAAAAGAUGCCGACUUGUUCGAUCGACUGCAUUGGACCGCCUGGGAUCUAUCGGGCCGUCCGAUAGACUCGUUCGUCAUGUCUGCGCCACUCUGUCACUUCCAGAUGGAUGACCUGUUCGAUGUCUUUGACGAAAGUCAGCCCGUACAGAAUCAGCCUGCCGUAGCAAAUGCUCCGCCGAGCCGCAAGAGAGCGAAGCAAGACAAGCCCAAGACCGUCGCAGCGCCCGUCAAUGUCGUCGAGCUCAGCUCGUCCUCCGAAUCAGGCGAAGAAGCUCCUGUAGCCGGCCCUUCCUCAGUCAAGAGCUCGAGCAAGGCCACGAACGGGUCUGCAAAGACCAAAGCAGUCCCUCACGCCUUGGCUGGGAGUUCCAAGCACAAUAAGCGAUCUCGACGAGAGGAAGAGCCCGUGAGCGGCAAGGUCAUCGCAACAGAUUCAUUUCAGACAGAGUCUACGCGAGAGGUUGCUCCUUCGGCUGGACUGGCCGGAGCUCCUCCGACUGCAGCAGAGCCAGCCGUUUCACUGACACAUCAGGUCCGACAUCAGGUUGCAAUACCGCCCGACUAUCCUUACACCCCGAUCUCGAGUCAUGUGCAGUCAAAAGAACCAGCGAGAACGUAUCCCUUCGUGCUUGAUCCUUUCCAACAAGUCUCAAUCAAUUCUAUAGAGCGCAAUGAAUCGGUGCUCGUGUCGGCGCAUACGUCGGCAGGCAAGACCGUCGUGGCCGAGUAUGCCAUUGCGCAAUGCCUACGCGAUAAACAGCGUGUCAUCUACACCUCGCCCAUCAAAGCCCUCAGCAAUCAGAAGUAUCGCGAGAUGGCGGCCGAAUUUGGUGAUGUCGGUCUGAUGACGGGCGAUGUCACGAUCAAUCCUACCGCUUCUUGUCUUGUCAUGACCACAGAGAUCUUGCGAAGUAUGCUCUAUCGGGGCUCAGAAGUCAUGCGCGAAGUAGCAUGGGUCAUCUUUGACGAGAUCCACUACAUGCGCGAUAAAGAGCGCGGCGUCGUCUGGGAGGAGACUAUCAUCUUGUUGCCCCACAAAGUCCACUAUGUCUUCUUGUCUGCUACGAUCCCGAAUGCUUUCCAAUUUGCAGAAUGGAUAUGCAAGAUCCACGAACAGCCUUGCCAUGUCGUCUAUACCGAAUUCCGGCCGACACCUCUCCAGCAUUAUCUCUUCCCCGCAGGCGGCGAAGGUAUCCACCUCGUCGUGGACGAACGAGGCGCAUUCAGAGAAGACAAUUUCCAAAAAGCGAUGAGCUCGCUCAACAAGGGUCAGGGUGAUGACCCAUCGAGCCCCUUUGCGCGAGGCAAGCAAGGCAAGACACGUAAACCUCAACAGAAAGGACUUUCAGACAUCUACAAGAUCAUCAAGAUGAUUAUGACGAAGAAUUACCAUCCUGUCAUCGUUUUUGCGUUCAGCAAGCGCGAAUGCGAGUCAUUAGCGCUACAAAUGUCCAAGCUUGAGUUCAACACCGAAGAUGAAAAGGCUAUGGUCGCAGACGUCUUCAACAAUGCAAUCGCUGCUCUCUCUGACGACGAUCGCACACUCCCUCAGAUCGAGCACAUCCUACCAUUGCUCAAGCGAGGCAUCGGAAUCCAUCACGGCGGUCUACUGCCGAUCCUCAAAGAAGUCAUUGAGAUUCUCUUCCAGGAAGGCCUCAUCAAAGUGCUCUUCGCGACAGAGACGUUCUCGAUCGGUCUCAACAUGCCUGCCAAGACUGUCGUCUUCACUGCCGUUCGCAAGUGGGAUGGAACGGACACGCGAGAUCUCUCCGGCGGAGAAUACAUUCAGAUGUCAGGCAGAGCAGGACGGAGAGGCAAGGAUGAUCGAGGCAUCGUCAUCCUGAUGUGCGAUGACAAGAUGGAGCCUAGCUCGGCAAAGUCUAUGGUCAAGGGCGUCGCGGAUCGCUUGGAUUCUGCGUUCCACCUUGGCUACAACAUGAUCCUCAACUUGAUGCGAGUCGAAGGCAUAAGCCCAGAGUAUAUGCUCGAGCGAUGCUUCUUCCAAUUCCAGAGUACCGGCUCCGUGCCGCAGUACGAGGCCGAACUGCGACAAGCAGAAGACGAAUUUGAUGCAAUCGCCAUCGAUCGCGAGGCAGAUGUCGCAGAGUACUACGACAUGCGACAGCAGCUCAUGCUACUCAAUAAGGAUCUGCACGAUGUUGUGACACAUCCAUCGUAUGCUCUGCCUUUCAUGCAGCCUGGCAGAGUCGUCAAAGUGCAGCACAACAACCUCGAUUUUGGCUGGGCGUGCGUAGUCGAUUUCACCAAGCGAAGAGGUGAAAAGGGCCGCGAACUCAACGUGCCGGCGCAAGAAGAAUUUGUCGUCACAGUCUUGCUUUGCUGCGCUACGGGCGCCUCUGAAGCGGUACCGCCGAGCAACGGCGACAAAGGUCGAUUCGAGCUCCACCUCGUCUUGCUAUCGACUAUUCAACAGAUCAGUAUGAUCAGACUCAAGCUGCCGACGACGCUCAAAUCACCAGAUCAGCGCCAAGUCGCCCUGCAGAGCUUGCGUGAAGUUGAGCGUCGCUUUCCCGAUGGUUUCGGCCUCCUCGAUCCCGUCAAAAACAUGGGCAUUACGGAUCCCAACUUUCAGGCGCUUGUAGAGAGGAUUGCUAUGCUAGAGAGCAAGGCAGCCAAGUGCUCGAUCGUCGACUCACCACAGUUGCAGCAACUAUACGGCCAGUACGAAGCCAAACAAGCGAUACAACAACGCAUCAGAGCGGCAAAGAAGAAGGUGUCCGAUGCGCAUAGCGUACUUCACCUUGACGAGCUGAAAAAUCGCAAGAGAGUGCUGCGCCGACUUGGAUUUGCAAACGCCGAAGACGUUGUCGAGAUGAAAGGCAGGGUGGCUUGCGAGAUUAGCACUGGCGACGAACUUCUACUUACAGAAAUGAUCUUCCAUGGCGUCUUCAACGAGCUCACUCCGGAGCAGUCUGCCGCGCUGCUCAGCUGCUUCGUCUUUGACGAAAAGAGUAACGAUUCGACCAAUAAGCUGAGGACAGAGUUAGCAGGGCCACUUCGGGUCAUGCAAGAGACCGCUAAACGUAUUGCGCAAGUAUGCAAAGAAAGUCACAUGGUCAUCGACGAGGAAGCCUACGUCGCUUCAUUCAAGCCAGAACUGAUCGACGCAACAUACCAAUGGGUCAAAGGCGCAAAGUUUUCGGAUGUGUCUAAACAGACCGACGUCUUUGAAGGAUCACUCAUUCGCGUGUUCCGCCGACUUGGCGAGCUCAUUCGACAGAUGGCAUCUGCGGCAAAGGCGAUUGGCAACACGGAGCUCGAGACCAAAUUUGUCGAUGCGCUCAAACUGCUUGAGAGACCCCAGUCGGUCGUGUUCAACCCCUCGCUGUACCUCUAG